Molecule: messenger RNA, 1207 nt
Organism: Notothenia coriiceps (black rockcod)
Lineage: Eukaryota; Metazoa; Chordata; Actinopteri; Perciformes; Nototheniidae
Gene: dmtf1
Product: cyclin D binding myb-like transcription factor 1
Exons: 8
Biological process (GO): regulation of transcription by RNA polymerase II
Cellular component (GO): nucleus
Molecular function (GO): RNA polymerase II cis-regulatory region sequence-specific DNA binding; DNA-binding transcription factor activity, RNA polymerase II-specific
Source: RefSeq, a predicted model, not a curated record
GUAAAUGGACGGAGGAGGAGGAGCGGCGGCUCGCUGAGGUCGUGUACGAGAUGUCGGGCGUGAAGCCGGGCUUGGCGGUGACGGGAGGCGUUUCCUGGGCAACGGUGGCCGAUCUUGUGCGAACGAGGUCCGAAAAACAGUGUCGGUCGAAGUGGUUAAACUACCUGAACUGGAAACACAGCGGCGGGACGGAGUGGAUGAAGGAGGACGACGUCAACCUCAUACGCAGGAUAUUGGAGCUGCAGGUGGAGGAGGAGAACGAGAUCAAGUGGGAGGAUCUGGCCGGCGGCUGGAGCAGCGUUCGGUCGCCUCAGUGGCUUCGAUCCAAGUGGUGGAGCAUCAAGAGACAAGUGUCCAACCACAAGGAGAUCCCCUUCAACGUCCUCCUAAAGGGUCUACGGGAGCUCAUCGCUUCUUCACAAUCUGGAAGUCCCUCCUCUUCUUCUUCCUCCUCGCUGCAGAUCCGAUUCAACCGAUUGGACGAGAGCAGUGGAAGCCCCGCCCCCUCCUCUGUGGCGGCGCUGCAGAUUCCCGUACAGAUCACACACCUGGCUACAGAUUCGUCAGCAGCAGCCAACGAUAGUGAAACCAUCACCGGAGCCAUGCAGACCUUUGAGAUCAUGCCUUCGUUCCACCUGCAGCCCACAGGAACCCCGGGGACUUACUUCCUGCAGACGACGUCCAAUCAGGGCCUGAGUUUAGGCAAUAACAGCACGGUUACCCUGACGACAGGCUCCUCCCCCUCAUCACACGAACACAUCAUCCUGCACAGCCUGUCGACUGACGGCCUCUGUUCUAGCGACGGUGUCAUCAUCCAAACGGUCACAUCUGACUCCGCCUCCUCAGACCCUCUCGGCCAAUCACAGCUGGAGGAAGAGGGGCAGAACCAGGAGGAUCGCCUCGGCAACGAGAGUCUCCUUGAGGGUUCUGUGAGCGUUGUCGCCGAAACUCAGGAGCCAAUCACAGAAGGCUUCACUGACAAGGAGUUAAGUUCACCGUCUGGCAGCACCGUGCUGAUUGUAUCUCCAAACAUCAGCAGCACCGUGCUGAUUGUGUCUCCAAACAUCAGCAGCACCCUGACUGAUCCAAUCCUUGAGAACCAGGACGGCUCCGACUGAACUCCAAACAUGAUCAAAGAACUACAGGAAUUGAAGGAAGCUGAUUCUUCUUCUUCUGUGGUGCUACUGUUGCGCAGGACGACAGGAAG